Messenger RNA from Anopheles maculipalpis, 2630 nucleotides. RefSeq names its product open rectifier potassium channel protein 1 (gene Ork1). NCBI's taxonomy places the organism in Eukaryota, Metazoa, Arthropoda, Insecta, Diptera, Culicidae. Gene Ontology annotation, molecular function: potassium ion leak channel activity. The coding region runs from base 9 to 2630 and encodes 873 amino acids. The record is from RefSeq and is a predicted model, not a curated record. The transcript has 7 exons. Gene Ontology annotation, biological process: stabilization of membrane potential; potassium ion transmembrane transport. Gene Ontology annotation, cellular component: membrane.
GAUCAGUCAUGACGCCCAAAGAGUGGUUCGCUUUGCUCCUGUUUUAUGCUGCGUACCUGUUUAUGGGCGCCAGCGUGUUUUACCACGUUGAAAACGAUCUGGAAAAGGAGCGACGGGUUGAAGAGCUGGCCGAGAGGAUCGAAAUUAAUGAAAUGCUCGUGAAAUAUUUGUCCCCGGAAGAUGAGAUAUUGCAACGUAAGCUUAUUGGACGGUUGGACGAUUACUGUGGCAGUAAAGUGACGAAUUACACCGAAGACGAAUACGAACCACCGUACGUUUGGGACUUUUACCAUUCGUUUUACUUUGCCUUCAUUAUCUGUUCAACAGUGGGUUAUGGAAAUAUCUCACCGCACAAUACGUUUGGACGAAUAUUUUUAAUCUUUUACGCACUAAUCGGUCUGCCAGUGAACGGAUUCUUCUUUGCGUACGUUGGCGAGUUUUGGGCAAGAGGUUUUGUUCGACUCUACCGCCGUUACAAAGCUUAUAAAUUAUCCGCCAACGCUCGGUACGCGCCACGUAGGAUCAGCUUCAUCGGACAGAUCGUUCUGUACCUCAUACCGGGCGUGAUCGUGUUCAUUUUCUUACCGGCGUGCAUAUUUACGUACUUCGAGCAGUGGCCGUAUGACGUGUCCGUCUACUAUUCGUUCGUAACGCUUACGACGAUCGGGUUCGGCGACUAUGCGGCAUCGUUUCAGCCGUCGCAGGAGCACGAUUUCGGGUCGCUCUUUACCGUCUACAAAAUAUUUAUCAUAUUUUGGUUUUUCGCCGGCAUCGGUUAUAUUUUUAUGAUUUUGGGCUUUAUUGCCAAAGGCAUAUCGCACAAAAAAAUACAAGAACUGGAAAAGCUUGUUGCAUCCAACCUGAAGGAAACGCAGCAUCGUGUGUGGAACGGAGUUACCAAAGACAUUAGUUACCUGCGAAAGAUACUGAAUGAGGUGUACAUGCUUAAGUUUAAGCCCGUGUACGAGGAACCUUCGGACCGGUUGUUGAGUCUCUCGAAAAGUCGAUCGAGCUCCUGCCCGGAGCUGUCGAUGUACCGUGCGCCAGAAUUGUGCAUCACUCGACGCAAGCGUGCCAACUCGGAAAGUGUGCUAGUGUUUUCGGAACCAAAGCCGCUCGGCAGUGGAUCACUGGUGCGCCGUCUCUCCGAUACCGCCCUAAAUCGUAUCAAUCGUGAGAAAACGUUCGGUGUACAGGCGCUGGUGCAACCGGCCGAACUGUUGGCACGGGUUGUAACGGCGCUGGGUAAUAUUACGGCCAAUCCGGACGACAAUCAGAGCUUCCUCGAGCAAGCUUCGCUGAAUGCGGGCGUGAACUGUUUUUCGGACUCGCAAAUAUUGGCCAGCGAACGAACGUGGUCCGGCUGGUCGAUGAGCGGAUCGGACAAGAGUGCCUAUUUGACGGCACCGCCAAUGCGUCCUCGUGCUGCGUCCGACAUUGGGCUUCCGCCUCACGUUACAUCACAGGAUGCAAACGAGUGGACUUGGAGCGGUGGAGACAACAAUCAGAUACAGCAGAUAUUAACAAUACGGCAGAAAGUGAAGCAAAAAGAUAACCUUCUGCGGGCGGCCCUGUCCAACAAUACCAACUUUGACUCUAGCCUGACGAUAAAUGUUCCACCGACCAGUUCAGACAGCAAAGCUUCGGCUGUAAAUCGUGGCAUGCUGCGCCGACUCAAUCCAUUCCGCAAGCGUUCCAAGACGCCCGCCCCGGACCUUGAAUCUGGCCCACCGCUCGAUUCGUACCUAUCGGCCACGAGCAAGGGUCGCAGUUCCAUGUUUAAUCUUCCAACAUCGUCCUAUCUGAUGGCAACCUCGCGUGGUCGGGGUAGCAUUCUUUCGAUGCCACCACAGGAUGAGCAUCUGCUAGAAACGACCACGAUAGGUGAUCUGUUGCGUGCGUUGGAGCGAAUGCACACGGAUACGGUAACGGCCGGAGAUCAUCGAGGAAGCUUCGCAGAGCAAAAUGAUUCCUUUGGGCGCAAGCGUACCGUCCAGCAGCCGUCAUGCGUAGGGCAAAGCAAUUUACCGUCACUGCUAACCCUGUUCACACCACCGAUCGAGCCCGGGUCACGGCGUGGUUCGAUAAAACCCCCGCUAGGACGUACCGGAAGUGCGGACUCUGCACCGAUUAUGCGACGACCAUCGUUCCGUCCAUCAAAUCCCCCAUCGUACUCGGCCACGGUAUCGGGUUCGCCGGGAGGCAGUGGAAGUCCAACGCUUAGCGUCAUCAGCCCAUCGCCCAAACCGAUCCGCCGACGGUUUAGCGUACGUCCGUCGAAUCUCGCCUAUCCGCCCGGUCACUGUCCUCGCCCAUUGGCCGGUGGUACCGAACAGUUGAAUUCAUCGUCCCAAUCGUUGCACAACCUACCGACGACAACAUUGCAGCGAAGGCUCUCAUCCCGUCCGAGUCCGCUAGUCACAAACCAAUCGUCACACCUGUCCGUACCGACGGCAAUGUCUAGUGCGGCGGCCGGAAUCAAUGCUUCCGGUGGAGGUCAGUUCCGGUGGCGGCCGAAUCUGAUGCGAUCCGAUUCGGACCAAACGGCUGCACCAAGCGGAUUGCCAGCGGCGAACAGUGGGCGCAACCGUCACAGCAGCUUGUCGAACUUGUUCGAUCAGAAGCGCUAG